AACCCCUCCCCCCCCAAAAAAAAAAAAAAAAAGACACAACACAAGCCAUUACCCUCCCUGCCUCCCUCCCUCGGUUGGCAGCCCUGAGAUAAGGCUCCCCAGCAGGAGGCGUGGAGAGCGACCUUCAGGCAUUCCCUCAUAGUCAUCAUGGCUCUGCGUCAGACCUCUCUCUUGCGCCUUCGCUCUUCCCUCGCCGUGUGUGUGCGAAGCAUGGGAAAGGGUGAGCCAGGCGAUGGAGCUGGUGUUGGUGGAGGAAGUGGUGGCACAAUCAGGGAUGCUGGUGGUGCCUUUGGCAAGCGUGAGGCAGCACAAGAGGAACAGUACUUCAGGAAAUUGGAAGAAGAGCAGAUGAAAAAGCUGAAGGAUUUACAGUCCAGCCAAGGGAAGGAGAAGAAACCAAAAUAGUGAUAGCUUCAAGAUUGGACGUUUUCAAUCAAGAAUGGAUCAAGAACAACUGCAAAAGUUAAAAAAGGGCCUUCACAAGGAAAUUGAGUUCCACAAGGAGCAAGUGCAGGCUCACAAAGAUGCCAUCAAAAGGCACGAGGAACGUCUGAAUCAGCUGAAGUAAAGAGGAUGCUGAAAUUUGGGGAUAUUCAAAUGUAUUGUAACAUGCAUCAUUCUGAAAAAAAAAGUAAUUACCAUAUUUAGGAGAGAAAAAAUUAUGUAUUUCAGAUUUUUAACUUUUUCUUUUUUUCUUUUUACAUGAAAUAAAUGCAAUUGAUAUGGUGUAAAUAUAAUGGUUUUGAUUAUCAAGUCUAUUAGUAAAGUAGCAGUGCUUU
Penaeus monodon (black tiger shrimp) is the source of this 779-nucleotide messenger RNA. Its product is annotated as ATPase inhibitor mai-2, mitochondrial-like. The record is from RefSeq and is a predicted model, not a curated record. Gene Ontology annotation, cellular component: mitochondrion. Gene Ontology annotation, molecular function: ATPase inhibitor activity. The coding region runs from base 148 to 405 and encodes 85 amino acids. Gene Ontology annotation, biological process: negative regulation of ATP-dependent activity. NCBI's taxonomy places the organism in Eukaryota, Metazoa, Arthropoda, Malacostraca, Decapoda, Penaeidae. The transcript has 4 exons.